CAUGACUUGCUUCAGACAAGUUUCUUAAUUGUUUUGGCCUCAGUUUCCUCAUUGUAAAAUGGAAUAAAAAUACUAUUGAUAUCAUGGAAUUGUUGUGAAGAUUGAGAUAAUUUCAAGUUCUUAGUACUAUGACACAUAGUAAGAGCUCCACAUGUUUUUAAUUAUUGUAAGAUGCCACUAAAUCAAUAGUUUAGCUGGUGUUCUAGCCUCUUUAUUAAUGUGCUUAAUAGGAAUUAUAAACCUCUUUCCAAGUUCGCUAUCAUUAUUUCCUUUCCUUCAUCUCCUUCUUUACUUUAAAACCUUACAUGAUGACAUAUUUCUCUCUUCAAGCUAAACAUACUCUUAACAUUUCACCCAUUACAACAUUUGUAAGGACUUCCUGAAUAGAAAAUUUAAAAUUUAGUUGUUCCUUUUAGUUAUUUACCACACUUUCAGUUGGCAAUUUUCCUGUAAAGUUGAGUGGUCUCACAGAAGCAGAUUUUUUUUAAAGUUACAAUAAUGCAGUCUACUUCCCAGCAUAAGUGGGUUAAGUGCCACCCUGGCUUGGGCUGGGCUUAAAAGCAAAGGCAAAGCCCCAAGACAACCAGAGAGGAAAUACUCACAUAGCUUAUUGGAUAAAUACAGACCACCCUCCCUGCUCUAACUUGUGCUGUGGAGGACAGAGCACCUUUGAUGCAGAUCCUUUGAACCAGCAGGACAUCUGUGGGAUACUACCUGAUACAGGCAGCCUUCCUGUGUUAUCCUGGGGACAAUGUGGGCCUGGGUGCCAUGGAUGCUCCCUCUACUCUAUAAAUUUGGCCUGGCAGUUCUGCCAGCUAAGCCUGAGAACAUUUCUUGCAUCUUCUAUUAUAAGAAAAAUUUUACUUGCACCUGGAGUCCAGAGAAAGAAGCUAAUUUUACAUGGUACACAGUUAAGAGAACUUACAUUUAUGGACGUAUAAGUGAUACCUGUAAUUCUACAAGUGAAAGGGGUUCUUCGUGCUCUUUUCUGUAUCCAAGAAUAUCAAUACCAGAUUAUUCCACCAUUCAAGUAGAAGCUCAAAAUGCGGAUGGUAUAAUUGAAUCCGAUAUAACACAUUGGAAUUUAAAUACCGUAAUUAAAACAGAGCCACCUGAGAUUUCCAGUGUGAAACCAAUUUUGGGCAUCAAACGAAUGGUUCAAAUAAAAUGGGCAAGACCUGUGUUGGCACCUGUUCAUUCUACUUUAAAAUACACACUUCGAUUCAGAAUGGUUGAUAGUGCCCACUGGAUGGAAGUCAACUUCAUGGAAGGUGUUUUUGGAGAAGAAACAUUCAACCUCACGGGACUGCAGGCUUUUACGGAAUAUGUCAUAGCUCUGCGAUGUGUGGCUGAAGGGUCAAGGUUCUGGAGUGACUGGAGCCUAGAAAAAAUGGGAAUAACUGAAGAAGAAGCUCCACAUGGCCUGGAUCUGUGGCGAGUCCUGAGACCAGCCAAGGUGGAUGGAAGAAGGCCCGUGCAGUUGUUGUGGAAGAAGGCUAAAGGAGCCCCAGUUCUGGAGAAGGCACUUGGCUAUAACAUAUGGUACUUCCCAGAAAACAGCACUAACCUCACAGAGACAAUGAACACCACUAACCAGCAGCUUGAUCUGUGUCUGGGAGGCAAGACCUACUGGAUAUACGUGAUUUCUUAUAAUUCUCAUGGGGACUCUCCAGUGGCCACCCUGAGGAUUCCAGCUAUUGAUGAAAAAUCAUUUCAGUGCAUCGAGGCCAUGCAAGCCUCCCUCACUCAGGACCUCCUGGUGGUGGAGUGGCAAAGUUCUGCUCUGGAGGUGGAUUCAUGGAUAGUUGAGUGGGUCCCAGACAUGAACUCAGAGCCCUCAACCAUUUCCUGGGAAUCUGUGUCUGGGGCCAGGAACUGGACCAUCCAGAAAGAUGAAUUAAAACCUUUCUGGUGCUAUAACAUCUCUGUGUAUCCAAUGUUGGGAGACAGAGUGGGCGAGCCAUAUUCCAUCCAGGCUUAUGUCAAAGAAGGCGUUCCAUUAAAAGGUCCCACGACAAGGGCAGAGAACAUUGGUGUGAAAACAGUCACGAUUGCAUGGGAAGAGAUUCCCAAGAAUCAGAGAUAUGGCUUCAUCAACAACUACACCAUAUUUUACCAAGCUGAAGAUGGAAAGGAAUUCUCCAAGACAGUCAAUGCCAGCAUCCUGCAGUAUAACCUGGAGUCCCUGACACGAAAGACCUCUUACACUGUUCAGGUCAUGGCAAGCACCAGUGCUGGGGGAAUCAAUGGCAGCAGCAUAAACUUCAAGACAUUGUCUAUUAGUGUUUUCGAGAUUUUCCUUAGAACUUCUCUGGUUGGAGGAGGCCUUCUUAUUCUCAUCAUCUUGACAGUGGCAUAUGGUCUCAAAAAACCCAACAAACUGAAGCACCUGUGUUGGCCCACUGUCCCAAACCCUGCUGAAAGCAGUAUAGCCAUGUGGCAUGGAAAUGAUUUCAAGAAUAAGCUAAAUCUGAAGUUUAAUGACUCUGUGAACACAGAAGAAGACAGGAUUUUAAAACUCUGUUCUGCCCCCAGUGACUUUAUUGACAAGUUGGUGGUGACCUUUGAGAAUGUUCUGGAAGAGCUUUCCACAGAGGAACCUGAAAAGGGUCAGGAAAACACUUUGGGAGGGGAAAAGAAUGAGUAUGUGACCUCCCCGUAUAGGCCAUAUUGUCCCCCUGUUUCAACCGAGACCCCACCCAGAAGAUCCCAGCACCCAUGUUCUGGGAUGCCAGAGGGGACCUGCUCAGAAGCCAGAGAGCAGCAUCUCCCUUCGGCCCAAAGUUUAGGGCCAGACCACCUCUGUGUGGAUGGCUCACCAAACCCAUACUUGAAAAAUUCGGUGACAACCAGAGAAUUUCUUGUGUCUGAAAAACUUCCAGACCAAACCCAAGGAGAACCCUAAAUGCCGUCGUGGCUUGACUCCCUCUGCAUCUCAGUGUGGGUGACUCACAGAAAGAAGACAUCAGGACUUGGUCAGAAGAGCUUCCUCGGCAUCUCCCCAUCCUGCUCGUGUUACAGAAAGCCUUGCAUCCUGCUGAGCAGCUCGUUGAGCUGGGUGGGCACAGACGGGCAGCGUGCUUGAGAAGAAAGGAUGGUGAGGAGCCCGAGCACUUUGCAGAUGGAAAGCAACGUGUUUUCUUUUGUUCAGAUAACAAGCUCUCACUGAGGCUCUGACAGAUUGACUUGGAGGGGCAGUGGACCCCAGAGGGCCUUCCCUAGGAACUGGGCCAUGGGCAUAGCCUUUGCUGGGGCCACUCCUCAUGGUUCCAGAAGAGACUUGGCCUGUUACCAAGAGACAGUUGUUUAGUCAGCACUUGAGCACUCUGGUGGAAGGCAAGGGUCUCUCCCUUCACCUUGACCUUCUGGGCUCCAAGCUCCACCUCCAAAGCUGCCCUGACAUCAUUUUAGAGAUUAUGUCUAUCUCUCAGCAUAGGGGUGGGAAGUGGGGGGACUUCCCAGUGGUGCACCUGAAACGCCUCAUUACCCUUCUUAAAUCUCAAGUGUCUGUAGCAAUGCCCCACUAGGUCACUUGCCCUUGGUCUGCUCCACACCGGUGGCUGGCGGGUUGAGAAACGAGAGAGGGCCUCUGCUGAGUGCUGGGGAAUGGACUUUUGCCUGGCUGGUCUCCAGGCCAUUUUCCAGCCCUGAAAACAGUUCCUGGAGGCCCUUGCUGCCCCUCCAUCUUGCACCCAAGCCUGGGAAUAGAAAGGCACCAGAGACUGCAGUGGCUUUUUACAGGGACUCUGGCCCCUCACCCCUGGCUCAGAGCCCAGGACUGCUUACUGAACACACCCUUCAAAGGCCUCUUCCCAGAAGCAGCUGAGCAGGGCCUGGGGACCUGCAGUGCUUAGCAACUUCACUGCUCUAAUACCAGGACUCCUAUCUUUCACCCGCCAAAGCCCAGCCAGUCAGUGACGCCUUUAGCCCAAGUGCUGAUGGCAGAUACCUGGGAACUUAUGGCUGGCUCUGGGCUCAUACCCUGACCACAGUGACAUCAGAUGACUUCCUGCUGUGUGGCUGUGACUCAUCUGGCUAUUGGGAGAGGUCACCGAAAGCCUGGUGAGAUGGGAGCAGCCGGCUGCAGCCUUGCCAGAUUGAAAGGCCGAUGGUACAUUUCCUAAGUUUGAGAAGUCAGUGCUUGUGUAGCGGGCACAAACUUCACAAGCCACCAACUCAGGGGCGCAAAAACAUCACUACUUGCUAUAACAUUAACUUCUAGCCCAAGCCCCUGACCUUUUAAAGUAACUGCAGCCCAAUGUGGUGAUUCCUGAGUUGCCUUGGGUUUGUUAACUUAGUCACAUUUGGUAUUUUGAUGCCCUGUCCACCAGGAACUGGGUGUGUGCAUCACAGGACGUUCAGGGGAACAGUACAGUUUUGUCUCUCAUUUGGUACCUGCCCAGCACUGGUCUUGGAAUGUGCCUUUGGCUCCUUCCUGUCCCUGUCAAGUCACCGGCCCCUUUGCUCAACCAAUUGCUGCAAUGAGCUGGGGGACGCAGUGGGGGGUGCUUUCCCAAAGCUCUCUCCUCAUUAAGUCUCAAGUGUCUCCAGCACCCCCACCCCCAAAUUCUUCACUCCUAGUUUACAGAAGAGCAACUACUGAUAAAUCAAGGAGUGAGGGAAGCCUGGAGCAGGGCACUGGGACCCCGUGGCCUGAGAGCACAAAGGGACCAAACAAAAGGGAUACCCAGGAUUCCUGGCUGUGGUGGGCUCUCUCUGCCCUGAUAUCUCCCCACCCCCAACUGUUGUGCCCCAGGCACGUCUAUGACCCGCCUGCCCCCAGAGUUCCAGAUGUGGUCCUUUCCAGCCUACUUCUGAUUUGUGAACUUACAGAAGGUCCUCGCUUUGUACCCCACACCUCUCCUCUCUCUCCUGUGACCCUCUGCCACCUCCAGCUGGUGGUGGGGUGGGGGGGGAAGUGCGCAGAGUGGGUCUCCCUAAGCUUGUUUGUCUCACACCUGGAUGGGGCUUUUGAGCCUCCACUCCAAGGGUCUGCUGGCUGGGGAGAGAGAAAAGGCCGCAGGCGGCUUCAGUGAGUGGGUUUCAGAGAUGAAGAUGUUACCCUCAGCUCUCCCUCCCUUAAUCAUUUCUCAAAGCCUGAAGCAUCUUCUGAUGAACAUUUGGCACAUACCAUACCCCUGGCCCUUCCUCUGUUUCAUUUCUUCUUCCCUUUUCUCACUUUCCUUCUUGCCUCCUAUCUUCUGCUUUUUUCCCACUACUCCCAGCAGCUUCUCAUCCUUUUAACUCUUCCUUUUUUUUUAAUUUCUUGUUUCUGUUUUUAUUCCUUUCUCCCCUUUCCAUCAGCCCCCUUUGGUCAUUUUCCAAAUUUACUUUUGCUUCCUUUGGGGGCUGGGAAAAUUGGGGCUCUCUGGCUCUAGAUGGCCAAGGUGACUUCGUAGGAGUUAGCACUUGCUGCCAGUAAGAGGAGCAGGUGACCCAGGACCCCAGGAAGUACAUUCAGUGCGCCACACACUUUGCUUUCCAGAGCAGAUUAUGGGACGUGGCCUAAAAGAAGCCACUGGUGACCUUGCUCUCUUGGAUCCAGUCAUGAACUAUUCCUGCUCCCAGGGUCUUGAGCUGGCUCUGUGGCCGGACGGAGAAGGCCAUCUGCAUUUUUUUCUCUGUUACUGUCAAACAGAUAUUGAGAGACACAAACAGGAAAACUUGCGUUUUUAGUAAGGUCACCGAUAAAAUUCCCAUUAGAGUUUUCUAGGGCUCUGGGAACCAUACAAACAGCUCUGUUGGUGCCCUAUUAAUAGCCUUUCUUUUACAAUAAUGUCAGAAACAUUUUAAAAUUAUGGCAGAGAAGCCAAUCUGUGGUUAAAAAAAGAGAGAGAGAGAGAGAUACCUUCAUUAUUUCUCUGGGAGGCUGCAAUAAAACACAGUAAAAACCAUGUGGGAUGAGGGGCUGGGUGGGGGUGGGGGUUUGAAAGAGGCAGGAGAUGGGGAGAGAAGGGAGAGGUCUGUCAUGGGUCUAGCCAUCGCCACGGCUGCUGUCACAUCGGGGGAGCAUGUGCCCAGACCCUCCUUAGGGGAUUCUGUCACCCUCUCCAGUGGCCCCUGGUUACUACUGAUGCUACAGGCAUGCUUCACCCCAAGAGUUGGCCAGCCGGCUCUAGGACCAAAUCUGGGCUCUGUUUUUGUAGGGCCCAUGAGCUAAAAAUGAUGCAGACAUUUUAAAAGCCUGGAAAACAAAAUUGAAGGAAGAAUAAUGUUUGAUGACAUGGGAAAAUUCUAUAGAAUUCAAAUUUCAGUGUCCAUCGCUGAAGCUGAAUUGGAACCCAGCCACACCCAUCCUUGAAUACCGUCGACAGCUGCUUUCGCUCUACAAAGGAAUUGAGUAAUUGUGACAGAGUUUCUCUCUGUGACAAAGCCUAAAAUGUUCACCAUCUGGCCCUUUACAGAAAGUUUGCUGACCCACCCCUGUGUAGUCCACAGUCAUGGGGCUCAGACGGCACAGUGUUUUAACUUUGAAGUAGCUGCUCGUGGGGAAAAAGAAAAAAUCAGGCUCUGUCAUUCUGGAUUUCUAUGGGAAUAGGGAUGGCCCCCUUAGAAGGGCUCACACCCUCUGGCUCCCGCUGCCCUCACAGUCCUGGUCCGUCCGCUGCCCUAGGCUAAGCUGGAGAGUCCGUAGCUAUUCAUCACUGACUCCAGUGGUCCUCCACCCCGGGUCAUUUUGUCUCCCAUCCCCAGCUGGCAGACAUGUGGCAAUGCCUGAUGUUCUUUUGGGAGGGUACCACUGGCAUCUAGUGGUAGAAGCCAGCAAUGACGGUAUACCUACCAUGCUCAGAAUGGCCCUGCAACAGAGAAUUACCUGGCUCAAGGUGUCAGUGGUGCGGAGGUGAGAGAUCCUGGCUGAGCUAACCUCUGCCCUGGACCCACAGCACUUGCCAUGGGUGCAACUCGGCAUCCAUACACAGCUCUAGGUGUCCCUCCUUUUUUUUUUUUUAAUUUAAAUUUUGUUUUGGACUCACCUUUACAACAUCAACAACAAAUAUCUCUAAAUCCCAAUUAUUUGCAUCAUUCUUAUUAAUUCACUCCUGAUAUGCUCUGUGUGUCCCUACACACGUUUUCAUCUAGUUGCAAGGGAUAUAUCGAUUUGUUGGUGGUCUCCCCUUAAUAUUAUUUCAUGUGUAGAAUUCCGAGUGUGAAAUAGUUCACAGUGGCCAGGUGGGACUUCUUGGUGUGCCUGCAUGUUGUGGUUUGCUAAGGAUUGUUUUAAAUGUCCUCCUCGUGUAGAGAGAAACUUCACUGAACAUGUCACACAAAAUCUUCUUUUUCACCUUUCUCUCCAUUCCUUGGGGAUCUUUCGAGAAGUAGAAUUGCUGGGUCAAAGUUGUAUGGUUACUGCAUGACUGUGCCCACCCAAAGCUACACUGGUUUGCCAUAUCACCAGACCUGUCGGAGCUAUCUUUUUGUCCUUUUUCACUGAUAAUCAGCCAUUCACCGCUGUAACCUAGAUUUUGUCAAUUUACUGGGUAUGGUUAAUGAAACUUCAGAGGUAUUCACGUUGCUUAAAUCAUUGUGAAGCUGAACUUUUCUCAUCUACAUUUUAUCGUCCCCAUGUCUGCCUGUCGACAUUACAGAAUCUUCUAUUUCUAAGCUCCCAGGGGCACUGAGAGAUCAGCUGAGCUGCUAGAAAUUAGAGGUACUCAGCAGGACCUGAGAACAGUUGUCGGACUUUGUCAUUUGGUUGACUCUUUAAAAUAUGUGGGUUUUGUAGGGCAUUUUCAAAGAGAAAUUUAACACUGAUGUAUUUUGUUCAUUGUUUUAUGUAAACGUUAAUUAGCGACAAGGCCUGUUUGUGAUCAAAGUAUGUGUUGUCAGCAGUGUUGUGCACUCUUGUUGGGUGGGGGUCUGGUGCAGAGCCUGACAAGGUCAUCAGCAGGCUUCGUUCCUGCAGCAGCUUUUUCUGCACACUGGAGUCAGUGGGCAGAGAUUGCUCAGAAGCACAAACAGCCCCAGUCCACAUUUGCAAAAGCCUAGAGGCCACCCCUCCCCUCAGCUCAGAGCUCCUGCCGGCCGCUCUGUCCCUUGCUGCCAAGAAAGGCCUGGGAGAGGUAAGGGGAGGGAGUCCGCAGAGCACAAAGCCAGUGUCCACAAGCCGAGCUGUUUGAGGGGAUCUGCAUGCUGGGGCUGCUGAUUCUCUUUUUUGGGAAUGGGGCCCUCUAUCCUCCCCAACUUCACUACAUGUGUAGAGUGAAAUGCCAGGAACGCAUCCUGAGGCCUGGGCUUUGAAAUGUAAAUCAGUGUGCAAACCAGAAUGAUGAUGACAGUGAAGACAGCUGACCCUGUGUACCAGGAAAUCUGCCUCUUUGUGAGCUGUGCCUGUUGUCUUUUCCCCAUAUUGUUCCUAUGUCGAUGCAACAUGUAAUGCAUGUGCAUGAAAGUUGUGUAUCCUAAGGAGAGUAGGAAAAUGUGGUUAUUGUAACGAGAACCAUCUUUCAAAUGCUUUGUUUUAAGUACAUUUAGAUUUUGAUCUUGCAAACAAUAAAAACCCUCAGAUGUUU
This is a messenger RNA of Sus scrofa (pig), 8510 nucleotides long. RefSeq names its product interleukin 31 receptor A (gene IL31RA). The record is from RefSeq and is a predicted model, not a curated record. Gene Ontology annotation, molecular function: protein binding. NCBI's taxonomy places the organism in Eukaryota, Metazoa, Chordata, Mammalia, Artiodactyla, Suidae.